This is a messenger RNA of Tarenaya hassleriana, 2100 nucleotides long. RefSeq names its product UDP-glucuronate 4-epimerase 6. NCBI's taxonomy places the organism in Eukaryota, Viridiplantae, Streptophyta, Magnoliopsida, Brassicales, Cleomaceae. Bases 228 to 1604 code for a protein of 458 amino acids. The transcript has a single exon. The record is from RefSeq and is a predicted model, not a curated record.
GGAAGUGGUCUCCGACCAAAAAUUCUCUAUCCCUUUGUUUCUUUAUAAAUCACCACAUCUCCCACUUGGUUUUCAGGGCUCUCUCUCAAAAACCCUCUUCACUUUCAAUAUUUUUGGUUAUUACAUUUCAGCCCCUUUAUUUUUAUUUCAUACAUCGGAGCCCACUUUCUUCUCCAGGAGAAAGAUAUAGAUAUUACGGCGGCGGCGACGGCAAGAAAAAGACGAAAAUGCCCUUGUACACGGCGGCGGACACGAGCAAGACGGUGAAGCUCGAACGCUACAACAGUUAUCUCCGGAAAAUCCACAGCUCCAAAAUCAUCAAUGCCUCGUCGAAGCUCCUCUUCCGAGCAACCCUUCUCGUCGCUCUCCUCCUCGUCCUCGUCUUCGCCGUCAAUUACCCUCCUCUCUCCUUCUCCUCCUCCUCCGAUAACCACCGUCUCCAUCGCCGGAGCUUCCUCUCCACCGGAAUCUUCUCCUCUUCCUCCCUCGGCGGUGGAGCCGCCUGGGAAAAGCGCGUGAGACUGUCCUCCGCUCCUCGCCGGCCCAAUGGCUUCUCCGUCCUCGUCACCGGAGCCGCCGGGUUCGUCGGCUCUCACUGCUCGAUCGCGUUGAAGAAACGCGGUGAUGGCGUUCUGGGUCUGGACAAUUUCAACGAUUACUACGACCCAUCGCUCAAGCGAGCAAGGCAAAAUCUCCUGGAGAAACACCAGGUGUUCAUCGUUGAAGGAGAUCUGAACGAUGGUCCACUCUUGACCAAGCUCUUCGACGUUGUCCCCUUCACCCAUGUCCUCCACCUCGCGGCUCAGGCCGGUGUUCGCUACGCCAUGAAGAACCCACAGUCCUAUGUGCGCUCCAACAUCGCUGGAUUCGUCAACCUCCUCGAGGUCGCGAAGACGGCGAACCCUCAACCCGCCAUUGUCUGGGCUUCUGCGAGCUCCGUCUAUGGCCUCAACACAGAGAACCCAUUCUCCGAGGAGCAUCGUACGGACCAACCCGCGAGUCUAUACGCGGCGACGAAGAAGGCCGGAGAAGAAAUCGCCCACACUUACAACCACAUCUACGGGCUAUCUCUCACCGGUCUAAGAUUCUUCACCGUGUACGGCCCCUGGGGAAGACCGGACAUGGCGUACUUCUUCUUCACCAAAGACAUCCUCCAGGGGAAAUCCAUCGACAUCUACCAGACGCAGGACGACAAGGAGGUGGCGCGUGACUUCACCUACAUCGACGACAUCGUCAAAGGCUGUGUCGGAGCCCUCGACACGGCGGAGAAGAGCACCGGAAGCGGCGGGAAGAAGAAGGGACCCGCGCAGCUCCGUGUGUACAACCUCGGAAACACGUCGCCGGUUCCGGUCGGAAAACUUGUCGGAAUCUUGGAAGGACUGUUGGGGACGAAGGCGAAGAAACACGUGAUCAAGAUGCCAAGGAACGGUGACGUGCCCUACACGCAUGCGAACGUGAGCUUGGCUUACAGAGACUUCGGUUACAAGCCGGCGACUGAUCUCGCCGCGGGGCUGAGGAAGUUCGUCAAGUGGUACGUUGGUUAUUACGGGAUCCAUCCGAGGGUAAAAAGGGAAAUCUCCUCUCGCCCCGAAGAUUCCGCUUAGUCUGCUCCUCGUCUCGCCAUCAUCCUCACAUGCUUAUUUCCCAUCUCUUUUUAUAUAUAUAUAAAUUAUUUUAAGAUUUUCUAUAAAAAAAAAAAAAAGAAGAGAAAAAACGGAUUUCAGUAUUUUUCUCGUUUAUUAUUAUUAUUAUUAUUGAUGUUUAUGGGAUGGAGGGAAAUCACUGUAUUUGUAAUUUGUGUGUGAGAUGCAGAAGAAAGGGUAUAUAAAGUGGGAGAAAGAAAGGGGUAGAAAGGGAAAUAUAUAUGUUAUACUUUGUAAUAAGUGAUGACGUGUUGAUAGAUGUGUUGUGGUCAGGAUCUGCUGGAAAAGAAAAAGGGCAGAUCUCAACCGUUGGAUUUUUUGUUAAGGGGGAAUGAAACAUAUGGAGCAACUGUAACAUAAUAUAUAUAUUCUUCCUCUAUUUUUAUUUUUUGUCUCCUCUAUUUUCUUUUUCUGUUCAAUUUGAUUCUCCAUUGAAUGUUAUGGCUCCUUUUGUCAA